AUGUCAAGCCGCAGCAGAGGAGAAAGAACUCAGUAUUUGCUACGGGACGUACCGAGUCAGGACUACGCAAGGCAGUUACGAGGACCGCCUACAUCAAGGAGAGAAACAGGAGAGAAACAGUUCUUACUUGAGACGGAGGAGUCAAACGAGCUAGAUUUAGAGCAAGUGGAAGACAGUACAAGCAGAGGAGAAGCGAUGGAGCAGUUGGCGACAGCUUUAACGAGUCUUGUUCAGUUGCAACAGGAGCAACAACGCCGUUGGGAGACAACGCAGCAGCAACAAGAGGAGCGUCGACAAGAAGAGGAGCAACAUCGUCAAAGACAGUUCCAGGAGUACCAGGAGCAGGAAGGAGCAGUACUAGCAGUAUCACCAAGAUCACAGAAGAAGAAGCAGUCAGUUCCAGAGAAGCAGCAGUCAGUUCCAGAGAAGCAGCAGUCAGUUCCAGAGAAGCAGCCAGUUCCAGAGAAGCAGCAGUCAGUUCCAGAGAAGCAGCCAGUUCCAGAGAGGCAGCAGUCAGUUCCAGAGAAGCAGCAGUUAGUUCCAGAGAAGAAGCAGCCAGUUCCAGAGAAGAAGCAAUCAGUUCCAGAGAAGCAGUCAGUUCCAGAAAAGGAGCAGUCAGUUCCAGAGAAGCAGCAGUCAGUUCCAGAGAAGCAGUCAGUUCCAGAGAGGCAGCAGUCAGUUCCAGAAAAGGAGCAGUCAGUUCCAGAGAAGCAGCAGUCAGUUCCAGAGAAGCAGUCAGUUCCAGAGAGGCAGCAGUCAGUUCCAGAGAAGAAGCAGUCAGUUCCAGAGAAGAAGCAGUCAGUUCCAGAGAAGAAGCAGUCAGUUCCAGAGAAGAAACAGUCAGUUCCAGAGGAGGAGCAGUCACAGCAGUCAGUUCCAGAGAAGAAACAGUCAGUUCCAGAGGAGGAGCAGUCACAGCAGUCAGUUCCAGAGGAGGAGCAGUCACAGCAGUCAGUUCCAGAGGAGGAGCAGUCACAGCAGUCAGUUCCAGAGGAGGAGCAGUCACAGCAGUCGGUUCCAGAGGAGCAGUCACAGCAGUCAGUUCCAGAGGAGGAGCAGUCACAGCAGUCAGUUCCAGAGGAGGAGCAGUCACAGCAGUCAGUUCCAGAGAAGGAGCAGUAUCUAGAGACGGAGUUUCCUUUUAGUCAAGAUCUAUUCCUACAACCAUCAGGGAAGCUAAAGACACAUAAAACUAGGAGGGAAAAGAGACUUCACAACCAGAGAUGGAGCAGUAGUGGUGAUGGGAGUUCUACUAUGCAGUUGAGGAUGGAGCAAAGAAAAGACACAGAGAUUCUGAAGUGGAUGGAGAAAGAAGACAAGUCCAGGAUAGUUGAGAGAGAUGGGGUAAUCUGCCGUAUUUGGAAGCCAAGGGAUGAACCAGAUACUACUUAUGAACAGAUUGUGCUACCACAGCAAUAUAGGAAACAAAUUAUCAGGUUAGCCCAUGACUUACCUUUUUCUGGUCAUUUAGGUACAAGAAAAGACGACACAGAGGGUCUUAAGAAGAUUUCCAAACGUAGCGAAAUUGCAGCCACGCGCAUACAAACAGCAGGCAGAGCCCCGACAACCAGCGAGGAAUUCAUGAAACUAAACCUCUUGCAACUGGAAGCUCUCAAGAACUCGGGUGGAGCUGGUCUCACUUUUCAAAGUCCUCAGGAUUUCCUGACAUGGCAGGCAACUGUAGCAAGAGCUGGUCAGUUAUCAGCAAUGGGUGUUCCUGAGUCAAAUGAGGCUGCGUUUCAGAUGCAGUUACUGGCUUAG
Molecule: messenger RNA, 1761 nt
Organism: Amphimedon queenslandica
Lineage: Eukaryota; Metazoa; Porifera; Demospongiae; Haplosclerida; Niphatidae
Product: transcription factor SPT20 homolog
Exons: 4
Coding region: 1-1761 (586 amino acids)
Source: RefSeq, a predicted model, not a curated record